AAGCUUAUUCUACAAUUAUAUUUUGAUAUUAUUGCAUGUUUUCUAUUACCUUUGAAAUAUGUACAAAGUUUUAAACAGAUUCUGAUAGGAAUUAAGCUGUCACGAAUGCUGCAGUUCCCCAUAUACACCUCAGAGCGCCGCUAUUCACCAAUAAGGAAAUAUUCUGCAAAUCCAGAAUCACCUCCAUGAUGCAGGCAGUGUUCAACUGAAAGAAGAAACACACAGCAUUUUAGAUUAGGAUGUGCCAUGUAUAGGAGUCAUAAAGGAGAAGCAUUAUUUUUCUGCUAAUUCUGCUGGAUUAUAACUGCAAGAAGAAAUUUCACUGUUAUAUUUCUGCUACAAAGAAAGAUGGCUGGAUUACAACUACAGAAAGGACAAUCAAUGAAAGUGCUUAGAUGGCAAGUAAUAUUUCCAUUUUUAUUUUACUGUCUAUGUCAAUCAGUCUCUGGUCAGAUUCAUUAUUCCAUUAAUGAAGAAUUAAGAAAAGGUUCAAUUGUUGGAAAUUUAGCAAAGGAUCUUCAAUUAGAUGUGAAGGAUCUUUCUGGAAGGAAAUUACGCAUUGAGUCGGAUGUGUUAGAGAAAUAUUUCACCAUAAAUCUGGAUAAUGGAAACCUAUACAUUGCUGAUAGGAUAGACAGGGAGACAUUGUGUGGAGCUGUAGCUGAAUGUGUUCUUACAUUUGAUGCUGUGGUAGAAAACCCACUAAAUGUCUUCACUGUUAAGAUUGAUAUUCAGGAUAUAAAUGACAAUCCUCCUAAAUUUCUUCAUAACAUAUUGACAUUAGAAAUGAGUGAAUCGACCUCUCCAGGAAGAAGCUUUGUUUUACAAAAAGCUGAAGAUCUGGAUAUAGGUAUUAAUUCUCUGAGAAGCUACAAACUCAGUGCUAACCAGUAUUUCGCUCUUGGAGAGAAGAUCAGCUCUGAUGGCAGUGUAUUUCCAGAGCUUAUACUAGAAAAACCUCUAGACCGUGAGACACAAGACAAGCAUGAUCUCAUGCUAACAGCUUAUGAUGGUGGAUAUCCUGUACAGACAGGCACUGCCUUAAUUAAUAUAAUUAUCAAUGAUAUCAAUGAUAAUUCUCCAGUAUUUACACAAGAUGUAUAUAAAAUGAGUGUUAGGGAAAAUAUACCGGUGAACUCAACAAUUCUGCAGGUCAUUGCAAGUGAUGAUGAUGAAGGAGUCAAUGCAAAAAUAACUUACUCUAUUAGUACCACAGUAGAUAAUAUUCUUUUGGCUUUCCAAAUUGAUUCCCAAAGUGGAGAUAUUAGAACAAAGGGAAACUUAGAUUAUGAAGUAAGAAAAUAUUAUGAAAUUUCUGUGCAAGCACAAGAUGGAGGAGGCCUAGCUGCUCAUGCUAAAGUUUUAAUAGAAAUAACAGAUGAAAAUGACAAUGCUCCUGAGAUUUCCAUAGCCUCAUCAUCAAAUCAUAUUCCUGAGAAUUCUGACCCUGGAACUAUGGUGGCUCUGAUUAAAGUUCAUGACCGUGACUCAGGAGAAAAUGGUGAAGUUCAAUGCCUAAUAAAAGGUGAUUUACCAUUUGAGUUACUAUCAUCAACCGGAAAGUUUUAUAAAAUUGUUACAAAGAGUACUCUAGACAGGGAAAAAACAUCAUCCUACAACAUCACAAUACAAGCCUCAGACAAAGGUUCUCCUGAAAUAACUUCUGAAAAAGUAAUCCAACUGAGUAUAUCAGAUGUUAAUGACAAUGCACCAGUGUUUGAUAAACGGAUUUACUCUGUGUUUGUGACAGAAAAUAAUUUACUAGGAUCGUCAAUAUUUAGCAUUCAAGCAAAAGAUAUGGACAGUGAAGACAAUUCUAAGAUAACAUAUUCUAUAAUGACCAGACGUAAUGAAGAAGAUCUCCUAUCUUCGUAUAUCUCCAUGAAUCCAGUAACUGGGGUCAUUUAUGCUCAACAAUCAUUUGAUUAUGAGAAGCAUACAGAAUUUAAUAUCCAAAUAAUUGCCAGAGACAAUGGAUCUCCAUCUCUGAAUAGCAGUACAACUUUAACAAUAUAUAUAAUUGACCAGAAUGAUAAUUCACCAAUUAUUUUGUACCCGUCACCAGAGGUUGAUAGAUCAGUGUUUGAGAUGGUUCCAUGGACCACUGAACAGGGAUCUUUAGUAUCUAAAGUUGUUGCAGUGGACGCUGACUCUGGACAUAACGCAUGGUUGUCUUACUUUUUACCAUCUUCAGAACCAUCACUUUUUACCAUUGACCAGCAAACAGGGGAGAUCAGAACAUCACGUGUGUUUCAAGAAAGAGAUAUAAUGAAACAUCGAAUUUCGAUUCUAGUAAAAGACAAUGGGAUUCCAUCCCGCUCAGCCUCAGUCACUAUAAACAUGGUGAUUGCUGAUGGUUUUCAUCAGGUCCUUCCUGAGCUGAGCAGUCAGUCAAACAAAGAAGAAUCUCAGUCCAAUCUACAAUUCUAUUUGGUAAUAGCCUUGGCUUUGAUUUCUUUUCUCUUCAUGAUGACUGUAAUUAUUGCAAUUGUCUCCAAGUAUAAAGAAUCAAAGUCUUCUACCACAUUUGGAUCUAUGAGUACAAAUCUAUAUCCACCCAUUGAUCCCAGAUUAAUUUCCCAGUUUAACAAUGGAACAUUACCUCUGCCAUAUUCCUAUGAUGUUUGUGUGACUUUGGAUCCAAGUGAACAGGAAUUUGCUUUUCUUAAACCUCAACACAAUGUUCCUGUGGAUAGUCUUAUAGAUGCUGAUGAUUCUGGCAUUGGAAAUGAAAAGGUCGGAGAUUAUUUAUCUGAGGACAAUCAUAAGAUUCAGCAGGGGCAACCUAACACGGACUGGCGCUUCACCCAGGCACAGAGACCCGGACCCAGUGGAACACAACAACCCACAGAAGAAGCUGGAGUGUGGCCAAACAACCAGUUUGAAACAGAAAGACUACAAGCAAUGAUCCUGGCAUCAGCAAAUGAAGCUGCUGAAGGAACUUCUGCUCUCGGAGGAGGAGCAAAUACAAUGGGUCUUAGUGCACGCUAUGGACCACAGUUCACACUGCAACAUGUCCCAGACUACAGACAAAAUAUCUACAUUCCAGGAACAACAUCAACCCUCACUAAUGCUGCUGGGAAACGGGAUGGCAAAGCAGGAGCACCGUCAGGAAACAAGAAGAAAUCUGGUAAAAAGGAGAAGAAAUGAAAAUAUAAAUCCCAUAAAAGCAUCCUCAGAAAAAAUAUCAGAGUGAUGUUCGAUGUCUUAUCUACAAAGGAAGAGAGUGUUAGAGUGUUGGUUGUAUCAGUCGUCACCAGAGCUAGUAGCAGGGUGCUCUCUGCUAUUAGAGCUUAUGAUGAGAAUAAUAGUAUGGACACUGGAUAUCUGAGCCCUAUCAAAAUGCGCCAAAAUUUUCUAUUGGCCAGGUUAUUCUAUUUUGCAAAGUCAUUUCUUAACCAAUGAUAUUCGCUUUUUACAUAAAAAUAGAGUUCAGCCUUGCUGAUAGAAUUCUGCAUCCUUAUGGAAAUUCUUCCGAUGUAUAUAUGUAUUGCUAAAUAGUUAUUUAUAAUUUUUCAGCAUCAGAGAAGUAUGCUUUAAUCUUUGUUAACCCACAUGGCAUUUUUUUGAAGAUGAACAAUUAAAAAAUAUACAAGAUGAUAUUUAGUUUUAGAAUUUAGGUUCAAUUUUCUUUUAGUAGAGAGAUUUCCUGUCUCUGAGUUUUCUUGUAAAGAAUGUUAUGACACCUGAAAUAAUGGAAAUAU
Molecule: messenger RNA, 3704 nt
Organism: Bufo bufo (common toad)
Lineage: Eukaryota; Metazoa; Chordata; Amphibia; Anura; Bufonidae
Product: protocadherin gamma-A5-like
Exons: 4
Coding region: 349-3150 (933 amino acids)
Biological process (GO): homophilic cell-cell adhesion
Cellular component (GO): plasma membrane
Molecular function (GO): calcium ion binding
Source: RefSeq, a predicted model, not a curated record